AUGUGGAGCCUGCCAAUGUGCGGUGUGGUCAUGACUUGUCCAACUGCGUCCUCGUCUUCCUGCAUGCCGUGUGCAGCACUGCCGGUUGCAACGCCGGCACAGCGUCUCCAGGUUAGCCUCGUGCACACCCUCAAGUGGACAUUAGCUCUGCUGGUGUGCGUAUGGGCCGUUUGCCGACUGCGCCGGGCUCGUCAGCAGCCUCGGCGCAGGCUAAAGGGAUUUCCUGUUCCAGAAGACUACCGAGCAGCCGGUGUGAUCUUCUACACCGUGGAUGAGCUUCAGAACGUAGGACAGAUGUUGCUUGCCGUGGAGGAUCGAAAGGUCAGUUUGCGAGAGCUUGGUGUUGGCUCGGGUUCCGGCCAGAAAAGGGUGCUGCUGUUUCCACAAGGGAAGCGCGAGCAAGAGGAUGCGGGCUUUGUCGCAACGGCACGCCGAGAGUUCAUCGAGGAAACAGGUGAUCCCACGAGUCUUUCUGGGUAUUUGGAAGGGAACGCGCUGUCUACGUGGUUUCCAGCAGCGAAAAUGGGCGUGGUAUUUUGCGAGGUUCCGGCGAGUGCAGCUGAGCCAUUCAGCCAAAGAGCACCUGCGCCACAGCCACGCCCCCGGCGCCAGCAACCGCGACAGCAGGAAAAGCAAAGCCAGCAAAAGAAACCCUGGCCCUUGCAACCCGUCUGGGUCGAUGUUUCCUCGCUCCGCAGUGCUUUAAAAUCAAGCACAGGCCAAGUGGCAACGACUAUCGGACUGUUCCACCUGUUUCCAGUGACAAGGAAAUUCUUCUUGCUCGAUGAGGUCAGUGACUGGCUAGGCAUUUCACGUUCUCGCCGCAAGUGA
This is a messenger RNA of Symbiodinium necroappetens, 831 nucleotides long. The record is from the annotation of a GenBank genome assembly. NCBI's taxonomy places the organism in Eukaryota, Dinophyceae, Suessiales, Symbiodiniaceae.